This is a messenger RNA of Priceomyces carsonii, 1368 nucleotides long. RefSeq lists its product as uncharacterized. The coding region runs from base 1 to 1368 and encodes 455 amino acids. The record is from RefSeq and is a predicted model, not a curated record. The transcript has a single exon. Lineage: Eukaryota; Fungi; Ascomycota; Pichiomycetes; Serinales; Debaryomycetaceae.
AUGAAUAUGUCAGACAUUGAGUUUGAUCGAGAUUUAUGUGUUGACGAUUUUAGUACAAACUUGGACGCAACGCCAUGCUUUUCUUUUGAUAAUAGCUUGCUUCUGCCACCAAAUCUGAUGACUAUAUCAGAUAUUGAAUCUGAGCAACAAUUAAGUGCAGAAGAAUAUGAUGAAGAAUACACUGAAGAAUAUGCUAAAGAAUUAGCUGAAAAAGUGAACACUUCACUGGCAGGUACUUUUUUUGAUAAUAUCUUGAAUCUGCCAACAAAAUUAAUGACUAUAUCAAAUUUUGAAUUUCGCUUAGUGAAAUUCUUUGACGUCUAUUGCAUAAAUUUAUUCUCAUUCGGAGCGGACAAAUAUGUUGAUACUAUAUGGAGAAGACAUGUCCCUCAUUAUUUUUGUCGAUCAAGUUUGAUAAGACUGGCGGUUUUUCUGUUUAGUUGUUUAAAUCUAUGGCCAAUCUAUGAGUAUCAAAAAUUUGGACAGGAUUCCUCUAACGAUGAUGAUAUAUAUUUAAGAACAACGAUGUAUUUUGCAAAUGCUGUUCGCGAAAAGAACUCUGCCAUUAAUAGACUAAUGAGCCUUACAGAAGAUGAAGCGUCUUCUCUGGAGGGCGUAGACUUGGCUGCAGAGUUAAUGUUUACCUCUACUUUGAUAUUUUCCUUUUUGGGGAUUCAUAGUCACAAGUUAUUACCAUUAAUUUCAUUUAAUGAAGGUCCAAAAAAUGACUUUCUUUCGGUAUGCGAAGGCCUAGUAAAUAUUAGGGAGGUUUGUAUGCUGAGAUCUGGCGGCCAAGUCCAGCGAUACUUCUGGACGGCUAGAAGGAUAAGAUCCUUGAAAUGUAAAAGCAUUCCUAUUACUGCAUUGUUGAAUGAACAGCUUCAGGAAUAUUUUGAUGAUGAAAUUGUCGACGCUGCUCUGAGUCUCAAACGUGAAUGCUAUAGAGAGCUGAUCACUAUUUUACAACAACUGCUUCGCACUGGUAGCAAACACAAUUACCCAAUUCCUGUCUUUAUAUGGGUAUUAGUAAUUGAUAAUACUUUGUUCAAGUAUAUCAGAUCCAAAGACUUUUUCGCGUUGAGGUUAUUAUAUGUAUACGCUUGUCUUUGCCAAAUAUCUAGAUUUCUGUUAAAUCUUUUACAGAAUAUGUGGAUUGACUAUAUACAUUGGUUCAGGGAUUACAAUAUAAAGCUUUUUGGUGAUUGGAAAUAUGCGUUCGACAAAGGUUUUUUCAACUUAGUAAAAUCUGAAUUUUUAAUCGAUGUGGGCAAAUGCGCGAUCUAUGAUACACUAGAUCCAGGAGCUUAUGCCGACUUCUCUGAACAUUUGAUAUCUGAGGUAAUGAAUAAAUUUCCAACUACAUGUUGA